Balearica regulorum gibbericeps (East African grey crowned-crane) is the source of this 6231-nucleotide messenger RNA. Lineage: Eukaryota; Metazoa; Chordata; Aves; Gruiformes; Gruidae. The record is from RefSeq and is a predicted model, not a curated record.
GCACCAAGUGAAAUUGCAAAGGAUCUGCCAGGCAGUGGGCCAGAGGAGGACCGCCAUGAUGCUCGGCCUCCUGCCCUCCUGGGACCUGGCAGUCAAGUGAAUUCAACUACUCUUACUUUACAAAUUGUUCGAGAACAAGGGUUUGUUGGAGAGAUUGCAGUUCAGCUGAGCACAGCACCUAACUUUGAACUCCCCCUCUCCAACCAAGCAACAGAGAAUGAGGAUUAUAUACUGGAAAAGAAGACAAUUGUUAUGGCAGAGAACACAACAAUAACUUCUGUCGUAGUCACUAUUUUGCCUGACAAUGUUCCAGAAUUACAGGAAGGAUUUAUAAUCAAUAUUACUGAUGUGCAGCUGGUCGAUUCUGCCACUGGAGGUCAGCCAAGCGUGAAGAGGCUUGGAUUAGAAAUAGCUGAAAUAACAAUUGAAGAAAAUGAUGAUGCCAGAGGAGUAUUCAGUUUCAAUGUUACAAAGGAUAUAACUGGUGCUGUUGCUGGUUAUGAGGUACCACCACCUCAAAACACACUGAAACUUCCAGUUGUUCGACAGGCUGGGAGGUUUGGGUCAGCAGCUCUGUAUUGGGAAGCCAUUCUUUCAACUGCUAGCUUUGAAGACUUCACACCAUCAUUUGGAAACCUUACGUUUGCAGAUGGGCAGGCUACAGGAGAAAUAGAAAUUACAAUCAUAGAUGACAGUGAAGUUGAAUUCCUUGAGAUAUUCCAGAUUGCCCUGGUGAGGGUAACAGGUGGUGCAAGACUUGGGGAUGACACCCUGGUAACUGUCGCUAUUCCACCAAAUGAUUCCCCUGUUGGAGUAUUUGGGUUUGAAGAAAAGAAUGUAACAGUGAAGGAACCUCAGACAUCUGAUGACUCUGCUGCAGUUGUAUUGCUCACUGUAAGUCGAAGUCAAGGAGGACGAGGAGCAGUCAAAGUCUUAUGGAUUCUUGAGGAAGCAGCCAGAUAUGAUCUGACCCCUCUGAAUGGUACCCUUCACUUCAACGAGACUGAAUCCCAGAAGUUGAUUGUGUUACAUGCAGUACAAGAUGGUCUGCUGGAGGGGAAUGAAGCAUUUACCAUUCAACUAGUCUCUACUGGUGAUACAGAGAUAUCCCCUGUAAAUGGUGUGGCAACCAUCAUUAUUCUGGGUGAUGAAGGAGCUUCUGGGGUGGUUGGGAUAGCCCAUUCAUCCAAGCAUGUUCUGAUUGGAGAACCUUCAGGAAAUUAUAACGGAACUGCUCUUAUUAGCCUGAUACGUGGCCCAGGGAUUUUUGGUGAGAUCAUAAUAUAUUGGAAUAUAACACCUCCUCAUCAUACAGAAUUUAUUGAGACAUCAGGGACCGUGACAAUGCGAGAUGGGCAGUCUGCAGCAGUUGUUCUAAUUCAGGCUGUAGAUGACGACCAUCCUGAGGAGAAGCAUUACUACCAGUUUCAACUAACUGGAAUCAGUGAUGGAGGACUCAUAAAUGAAUCUAGCAGCACAGCAAAUAUUACCAUGGCUGCCAGUGAUUUUCCGGGAUCCUAUGGCAAAGUCCAUCUUUGCUUUCAAAUAAUAAAUGGGACUGCAGAGGAGGGAAUUGAUUUCACUCCCUCAGUAAGGGAGUUAUUGUUUGAACCACAUGAGGAAAGUAAAAUGAUUUUGGUUGAAAUUCAUGAUGAUGACUUUCCUGAAGGUCCUGAAGACUUUUCAGUGAUGAUUACCAAAGUGGAACUCCAAGGAAGUGGAUUUGAUUUUACCAUAAAAGAAAAUGGUCUACAGAUGGAUCAACCUCCAGUAAUAGGAAAUAUCUCCACAGUACGAGUCACUAUAGCAAAAAGUGAUAAUGCAGAAGGCAUCAUAGAAUUUGAUCCACAGUAUAGCCUUCUACAGGUGGAAGAGGAUGCUGGAUUAAUCAUGAUUCCUGUUGUGAGAAAGCACGGAACUUAUGGCUAUGUAACAGCUGAUUUUCUUUCUCGAAGUAUUUCUGCACUUCCCAAUGGUGUUGACUAUGUCAUCCAUAAUAAUUCUGUCAUUUUUUAUCAUGGCCAGAACCAGACUUUUAUUUAUAUCACCAUUAUAGAUGAUGAAGAAAGUGAAUUCGCGGAGCAGUUUGAAAUCCAGCUGACAGGAGCCACUGGUGGAGCAAUCCUUGGGCUCCACCUAGUGAGCCAGGUCACUAUUGCUAAAAGUGACUCCCCCCAGGGCAUCGUCCGAUUUCUCAACCAAAGUCGAAUUAUACUUCCCAAUCCUGAUAGACCCACAGCAGUAUCCCUGGUGCUGGAAAGGACUGGAAGAUUGUUGGGGGAGACUCAGAUUAAUUGGGACAUCUUGGGACCCAAUUCAGAAGAGGUUUUAUCUCCUUUGAAUAGUGACAUUGGUGACCCUGUAAAUGGAUCAUUCUAUUUUGGAGAAGGAGAAGGAGGUCUGAGAGCUAUUAAUCUACAAAUCUAUCCUCAUGAAGAAGUUGAGGUUCAGGAGAUCUUCAUCAUUAGACUGAGUCUCAUGAAAGGUGAAACAGAAAUAGAUCCUAAGGCAAACAACAUUACACUAGUAAUACAGAAGUUUGGUGAUCCCAAUGGGAUUGUACAGUUUGCUCCUGAAUCAUUAGCUGAGAAUAACUAUACAGAACCCUCAGCAGCAGAAGGACCACGAAGUAUUACACUGUUUGUCAGACGAAUUCAAGGCACGAUGGGAAACGUAACGGUUUACUGGGAAAUACGCAGUGAAUCUGACAUCACAGGUGACUUUCUUAGGACAGAGGGAUCUGUUGUCAUUGCUGACCAGCAGAGUACAGCUGAGAUAAUUAUCUACCUGUUACCUGAUGACGUUCCAGAACUGGAUGAGAACUAUGUGGUGCAGCUGGUUUCAGUAGAAGGUGGAGCAGAUUUAGACCAAGAGAAAAGAAUUUCAAAGAUCAAUGUAUUUGCAAAUGAUGAUCCCCAUGGAGUGUUUGCCCUGUACUCUGAUCAACAGUCAAUAUUAGUAGAGAGAAACCUGGAUCGGUAUGUUCAGAUUAAUGUAACUCGGCAUGCUGGGGCAUUUGGAGAAGUGAUUGUUGAGUACCACAUCUUGUCUUAUCAUGAAGAAGCACUAAUUGCACCUGAGAAUGAGGUGGGAUACCUCACAGUAAAAGAUGGUGCCAGCUUUGGAGUGAAAAGAGUGCCAAUACGCAGCCAGGCAUUUCUUUUACUGGGCUUGAAUUUUACGCUGGAACUGAUUAAUGUAAGCCUGGUUAGGGGAAGUGCCAAGGAUGUGCCUAAAAUAUUAGGAAAAGCAAAGUCAGCUGUUCUGCUUAUUCCUGAGGAAGCUGCCAAUUCACAGGUCGGCUUUGAAUGUGUGAUUUUACAACUUACAGACAUUGUAGCAGGGACCGGCCAGGCUGUCAUAACCAGAAAAGGAGUUUAUGGCUCUGUAAUAGUCAGCUGGAUUUCAGGAUACCCACCAGACCUAAUCGCUGACUUUGCUCAGCCAGGCAAUAUUACUCCUCCAUUUGGUACUGUUGUAUUUUCUUCUGGUGAGCAAAGUAAAGUAAUUGCAUUUCAGGCUACUCCAAGCCUAAAUAAACAUGAGUCAUUUGCCAUCACUUUAAUGGCAGUGCACAGCAAUGUGUCUGGUGGGGCUCGCCUGAGAUCAGGAUUUACGAUAGCUGAAAUUGAGCCAAUGGGGAUCUUCCAGUUUGCUCUUAAUUCAAGGUCUGUUUCAGUUGAAGAAGAUGUUCAAGCAGUCACACUACAUGUCCAAAGAUUGUUUGGUUUUCAAAGUAAUCUCACUAAAUUGACGUAUCAAACCAUUCCAGGAAGUGCCAAACCACUAGAGGACUUUAUACCCAUCUACAACGGAGAGCUUAUGUUUUUACCUUUUCAGACAAAUGCUGUGAUAGAAGUAUCAAUAAUUGAUGACACUGUGUCAGAAAUGGAGGAAUUUUUUUUUGUAAAUUUGACUGCUGUGGAAAUUUUGGAUGUUCAACCUCUGGAUGCUACCUGGAGUCCACGUUUGAAUCCAGCUUUCAGCAUUGCAACAAUUAAUGUCCUGGCUAAUGAUAUUCUUCAUGGAAUACUAAGUUUGGGGCCAGAGUUUAUAUAUGUAGAAGAAGAUGCAAACAACAGUACCCCCAACACAGUGACACUUCAUAUCAGAAGGACCAAGGGUUUUACUGGUGAUAUUGAAGUAACCAUUAAAACCUUUGGGGGAGUGAGUGCACAGAGUGGAGUAGAUUCAUAUCCUUUUGGAAAUGUUUAUGGAAAAUCAAACUUCACAUGGGCAAUGGAAGGGGAAGAUUUUGAGGAACAGUCAGUCUCUCUGACUUUGCUGGAUGGAGAAAGAGAAAGCAAGGUGUCCAUAAAAAUUUUUGAUGAUGAUGAGCCUGAAGGACAGGAAUUGUUUUAUGUUUUCCUCUCAAAUCCUGAAUGUGGAGCUCAGAUUGUGGAAGGAAAAGAUGAAUAUGGAUUUGCUGCUUUUGCAACAGUAAUUAUUGCAGGAAGUGAUCUCCAGAAUGGCAUUUUGGGAUUCAUUCCAGAAGUACAGAGCGGUCUUGUACUUGAUGAAGACUCAGAAAACAGAGAGGUGCUGCUGAUUGUCACAAGGCAACCAGACAGGGCUUUUGAAGAUGUGAAUAUCUUUUGGCGUGUGACCUUUAAUAAAACAGCUGUUGUCCUUCUGAAAGAUGGCAUGAACUUGGAGAAUGAACUUGUAUCUGUUCUGGGAGCCACGACCUGCAUGGCAGGUCAAACAAUGUGCAACAUCUCCAUUGAAAUAAAACCUGAUAAUGUGCCUGAAUUUGAAACAUAUUUUUUUGUUGAGCUGUAUGCUGUAAGCACAGGAGCUGCAUUGAACAGCAGUGCUAGAUUUGCUUUUGUAACAGUCCUUGAAAGUGAUGCUCCUCGUGGUUUAGUAUAUUUUGCUGUGGGAUCUCGUUUUGCUGUGGCUCAUAAGAAGACAACUUUAAUCAGUCUGCAAGUGCUCAGAGAUUCUAGUACAUCAGUAAUGACAAUGAUUAGCUACAGCACACAGGAGCUUCAAAAACCUGAACCUAUCGGUCGGACCUUCAUAUCUCCAGCUGUGGCAGGACAAGAUUUUGCCAGAUCUGAAGGUUUCUUGACUUUUGAACAUGGACAGAGAAAUACGUUUCUGGAUGUGACCCUGACUCCAAAGACAGGAUCUUUAAACCCAUUUCCUAAAGGUUUCCAGGUUGUACUUUCUAAUCCCACAGGCGGUGCCAGAGUAGAUGACGGGUAUGGUAUUGCUAACGUCACCAUUGUCUCAGACUUGGACUCCUUGCCAGUUUGGGGGCUGAUUGAUCAACUGCAUCAGCCUCUUGAUGACACCAUCUUACACAGAGUCCUCCAGAAUCUGAAUGUCAAAGUGGCUACAGAAACUACAGAAGAGCAGCUUACUGCUGUGUUGCAUAUAAUAGAUAAGGUUACAGAUGUAGGUGAAAAACAGUUACUCACUGAUAAAAGUAGAAGUCUUUUCUAUGAGAUACUCUGUGCUCUGGCUAGCCCGAAACGUGAGGACACGCGAGGAUAUAGCCUGCUUGCUGAGGUCACUGAGAAGUUUGCUUUUUCCCUCUUGACUGGGAUAAUGUGUGGAUCACCGGGAGAAAGAGGUAAAAAUAUCCUUGACAGCUGCCCGUACAUUGCAAUAAUGGCUCACAACUGGUUUCCUCAGCAAAUCAAUGGACACAGAUUUGAUGGAAAAGAUGGAGAUUCUAUUCAAGUACCUGAACAUUUACUAGAGGUGUCUGUUGUGUUACCUCCUCCUCAAGAAGAGAGCUGUGAAUCUGUACAGUUCACAGAGUAUAGCAGUCAGCAGUGGUUCCUUACUGGAGAUAAAGAACUUGCCCUGAAGAACAAGGUGUUUUCUAUGAGUUUGAAGGGUCAGAGUUCACGCCCUUUGAAAGAUAACAAUGAAGUCAUUUAUCGGAUUUAUGCUACAGGAAGUCGGAUUGUUCCACAACAGUCUCUAUGUCUCCUCUGGAAUCAAGCUGCUGAAAGCUGGCUGUCUGAUAGCGGGUUCUGCAAGGUGGUUGAUGACACGUCAGACUAUGUGGAAUGCUCUUGUUCUCAUAUGUCCAUUUAUGCAGUUUAUGCCCAAACAGAUAACUUGUCUUCAUACAAUGAAGCUUUUUUCUCUUCUGGAUUCAUCUGCAUUUCAGGUUUUACUUUGGCUAUUAUCUCCCACCUUUUCUGCACCAGGUGUGCAAUGUUUGCAGCUAAACUCCUCACUCACAUGAUGGUUGCUUGUUUGGGUACUCAG